Messenger RNA from Salvia miltiorrhiza (redroot sage), 1402 nucleotides. Its product is annotated as U11/U12 small nuclear ribonucleoprotein 31 kDa protein-like. The record is from RefSeq and is a predicted model, not a curated record. NCBI's taxonomy places the organism in Eukaryota, Viridiplantae, Streptophyta, Magnoliopsida, Lamiales, Lamiaceae. Gene Ontology annotation, cellular component: U12-type spliceosomal complex. Gene Ontology annotation, molecular function: RNA binding; zinc ion binding. The transcript has a single exon. Gene Ontology annotation, biological process: mRNA splicing, via spliceosome. The coding region runs from base 500 to 1276 and encodes 258 amino acids.
UGUAAAUACUUGUUUUGUUUAAAUGGGCUGAUUGUUGGAAAUGACACAUUUGAUCCAAAUUUGUACGUAAUUUUCAUGCAACUACCAUUUACAAGUUUGAUUUAACUUUUGGUUUUUUCCAACAAUUAAUUCUAUAUAUUCUGGCAUCCUUGUUCGAAGUUGUGAGUGAGAUAAACUCGGAUCAAAAGUCUACCAACGCAGUUAUUUUGGAUCAAAAUUAUUUCAUUUUAUAAUUAAAAAAACUUAAAGAUAAUGGGAAUUGAAAACUAAGCUAAAUCCCUGAAAUUUUACUUGAAUUAAUAUUUUUUUGUUUCAAGAAUGAAUUAAUCAAUAACACAGAAAAGAAAUAAAGUUAAAAAGAAAAAGAGAGGAUAAAAAGCUUCAGCGGCUUAAAAAUAUAGCAAAAAAACAAGUGCGACUUUAGCUUGAAAUUCAUAGCUCAAUAAGUAAUGGGCAAAAUAAUCAUUUCCUCCAAAAAAAAAAUAAGGAAAAAGAAAAGAUGCCUCGGAAGAGAAACCAGAGCGACGACGAAGAGGACGAUACCUUCUUCUACCGCUACUCCUCCGCCGCCGCCGAGGCGACGCCGUCCACCGGCGCAUCCAAAUCCUCGCGCGGCGGCGGAAGCGGAGGGCUGGCGCCGUCGAAAUCGACGGUGUACGUCAGCAACAUCGACUACAACCUGACCAACUCCGACCUCCACACGAUCUUCUCCACCUUCGGCAAGCUCGCCAAGGUCACGGUGCUCAAGGACCGCGCCACGCGCCAGAGCAAGGGCGUGGCGUUCGUCCUCUUCGUCCGCCGCGAGGACGCCGCCAGGGCGGCCAAGGAGAUGGACGGGAAGAUCCUCAACGGCCGAACCCUACGCGCCUCGAUCGCCGCCGACAACGGGCGCGCGACGGAGUUCAUUAAGAAGAAGGUGUACAAGGACAAGAGCAGGUGCUACGAGUGCGGCGAGGAGGGGCAUUUGUCGUACGAGUGCCCGCGGAAUUUUUUGGGGCCGAGGGAGCGGCCGCCGCCGCCGAAGAAGGGGAGGCGAGGCGGUAGCGGUGGAGGGGAGAGUAGGGGGAGGGAUUUUGAAGGGGGGGAGGAGGAGGAGGAGGAGGAACGGGAAGAUGAAGGUGAGCUGGAGAUGGAGAAUUGGGCGUCGGUGGUGGAUGGAGGAGGGGCGGCGGAGGAGAGGCUGCUGAAGGUGGAGGAUGGGAAGGGAGGAGUGAGAAAGGAGAGGAGAGAGAAGAAGAAGGGUUAUUUUAGCGAUGAGAGUGAUGAUGAGGAUUGAGAUUUCGGAAGGAUAAUGGAUUUUAUCUGCCAAUUUUUGUAAAAUCUGUUUUUAGUUUCAUCCAUACACACUUUAUUCAUCAUGUUUGUUUUCAAAUUUUCGAAUUCACAAACUUAUUCAACUUCA